Messenger RNA from Cucurbitaria berberidis CBS 394.84, 294 nucleotides. RefSeq lists its product as uncharacterized. The record is from RefSeq and is a predicted model, not a curated record. The annotation marks the transcript as partial. The transcript has a single exon. NCBI's taxonomy places the organism in Eukaryota, Fungi, Ascomycota, Dothideomycetes, Pleosporales, Cucurbitariaceae.
CUUAACCUCAUGAUGAUGUUCUUGCUUAUAAGCGCUUUUGGUAUCUUCACUUCAAGGCUUCGGUCUCAUAUUAUCAUGAACCGACGGGAACGAAACGACGUUGCUGGGGAGUACAAAACUGUUCUAGAACUAGCACACGCCAUGCAAACCCAGCUUGCGAAGUCAAACUCCCGGACGGAAGAUAUCAAAGACUUCCUCACUAUGACAGAGAAAGAUCUACACCACUAUUUUAUAGCGGGAUUGCACGGCGGAACAAUAUCGUACCAAGCUCCGCUUCCAUUGAACGAGGAUUCU